Messenger RNA from Rotaria sordida, 960 nucleotides. NCBI's taxonomy places the organism in Eukaryota, Metazoa, Rotifera, Eurotatoria, Philodinida, Philodinidae. The record is from the annotation of a GenBank genome assembly.
AUGGCAAAUCCAAAACGAACUCUUUAUGUUGGUGGUUUAGCUGAAGAAGUUGAUGAAAAAAUUUUACAUGCUGCUUUUAUUCCAUUUGGUGAUAUAUUUGAAAUUCAAUUACCAAUUGAUUAUGAAACUCAAAAACAUCGUGGUUUUGCAUUUGUUGAAUAUGAAACAGCUGAUGAUGCAGCAUCAGCUAUUGAUAAUAUGAAUGAUUCAGAAUUAUUUGGUCGAUCAAUACGUGUUAAUUUAGCUAAACCAGUGGCUUUAAAAGAAACAAGUUCAAAACCAGUUUGGUCUGAAGAUCAAUGGUUAUCAAAUGCAAUGAAUUCAACUGAUAAUGAAACAUCAACAGUAGAGAAUAAUUCAAAUGAUAAUACAAAACAAAUAAAAUUAUCAUCAACAAAAGAUGAUGAUAUUGAUGAAAUUGAUCUUGAUACAGGACGACCAUUAUCAAAAAGAAUAAAAGCAGCAACAAAUCCACGUGUUUAUUUUGAUAUUGAAAUAAAUGGUAGUAGAGCUGGAAGAUUAAUAAUAACAUUAUUUGCAGAUAUUGUACCAUUAACAGCUGAAAAUUUUCGUUGUUUAUGUACACAUGAAAAAGGUUUUGGUUAUAGACAUACCAAUUUUCAUAGAAUUAUUAAACAAUUUAUGACACAAGGUGGUGAUAUGACCAAAGGAAAUGGGACUGGAGGAAAAUCUAUUUAUGGAAGAACAUUUAAAGAUGAAAAUUUUAAUAUAAAACAUACACAUGCUGGACAAUUAUCAAUGGCUAAUUCAGGUUCAAAUAGUAAUGGUUCACAAUUUUUUAUUACUUUUGUUAAAUGUGAUUGGUUAGAUGAUAAACAUGUUGUAUUUGGUGAAGUAAUUGAAGGUUUUGAAGUACUUAAAAAAAUAGAAGAUGCUGGAACAAAAAGUGGUACAACAACAAAAACAGUGACUAUUGCUGAUUGUAAUGAAUUCAAAUAA